Nymphalis io (European peacock) is the source of this 3116-nucleotide messenger RNA. RefSeq names its product band 4.1-like protein 4. The transcript has 21 exons. Gene Ontology annotation, cellular component: cytoskeleton. The coding region runs from base 323 to 3001 and encodes 892 amino acids. Lineage: Eukaryota; Metazoa; Arthropoda; Insecta; Lepidoptera; Nymphalidae. The record is from RefSeq and is a predicted model, not a curated record.
ACAGGUGGCACGACGCCCCUCGUACAAGUUACUUGCGUUCGCGUAUCCCAUCCUUUUGUUUAUAACACUUGUUUUGCACCUUACUUUUAUAAGUUUCAAGGAACCCACUUAAAUAUCAUAAUUAUAAUAUAAAAAAAAACUUUUUAAAAUGUUAACUUAAAAGUGUUGUGAAAGUGUACUGAGAAUACCGGCUUCACUGUCCGCAAGUACAAUUUGAAUGCAAAAUUGUCAUAAACUAUGUUAACUAUCCUCACAUGGAUAGAAGUGUGAAACGGAGUUGAGUUUUUGUUCUCAGUUUAACGGGUGCUGACAAGCCGGCAAGAUGAUGGAAUGCCUCUGUCCCGCGCCGCGCACGCUUGCUUGUCGCGUGGUGCUCCUCGACGAAAGAGAACUGUUGCAUGAGAUGCAGGAUAACAGUACGGGCCAAGCUUUGCUAGACGUUGUAUUCAGGCACCUAGAUCUUCUAGAGACGGCUUACUUUGGUCUGCGCUACGUGGAUCAAGAUAACCAGACGCACUGGCUCGACGCUGGAAAACGAUUACGGAGGCAGCUCCGCGGCUCUGAUACACACACAUUCUACUUCGGAGUUAAAUUUUAUGCAUCAGACCCAUGCAAAUUAUUAGAAGAAAUAACCAGGUACCAGUUAUUUCUACAGUUAAAACAAGAUGUCUUGCGUGGUCGGCUACCGGUCAACUUUGACCUUGCUGCGGAGCUUGCCGCUUACGUGUUACAAUCGGAGCUGGGCGACUAUGAUCACCGGAGACAUUUGCCGGGUUACGUAUCAGAGUUCAGAUUACUCGCGCAUCAAUCCCCAGAACUUGAAGCAAGAGCCGCAGAAAUACACCGAACACUUACGGGUAUAUCACCAGCCCAAGCGGAACUUAGUUAUUUAGAUAAAGUGAAAUGGCUCGACAUGUACGGUGUAGAUCUACAUCCUGUUUUGGGCGAAGACAGCGUAGAAUAUUUCUUGGGACUAGCGCCAAGUGGCCUGUUGCUUUUACGCGGAAAACAUACUGUCGCUACCUAUUAUUGGCCGCGUGUCUCGAAGCUGUAUUAUAAGGGACGAUAUUUUAUGAUUCGCGUAGCUGAUAAAAAUAAUGACACAUCUACUUACGGUUUUGAGUCUCCGACCAGGUCCGCGUGCCGUCAUUUAUGGCGCUGCUGUUCUGAUCAUCACACUUUCUUUAGAUUACAACAAACAUCUCCUGCGUCUGCAGACAUUUUUGCUAUAGGUUCAAGACUGAGAAAUAGUGGCCGAGGUUCGAGGCCGCGCCCUCCGCCCACGUUUACACGAACGCCCUCGCGACGUAUCGCUCGUCCACAAAAUUCGUAUUCCUCACUACAUGAUGUACCAAAGUUAGAAGACUUGAGAAUAAAAGACUGUCCUGAAAUGAAACAACCUACCUCAGUUCACCGGCCUAAUUCGUUAAGUGGUGAAGUAGCUCCUAUCGUGGCACCUAGUGGUCCAGGUGGGUCGCCACGAUCGACUCGAUCAGCCCCUACUAGGCGUGGACUCUACUCUGCAUCACCAACAGCAAACAGGCCUCCACCCGUACCUCGACAUCGAUCGGCGUCCGUAGACUCACAGAGCUCAAACGAUUCACGGUCGAAUCGAAAACACAGGCACCGGUCUCGAAGACAGCAGUCCGAUGCCGAAAGCGAGCUGUCCCGUGGUUCAGGUCGCUCUGGACGUCGACACCGACGACAUCGCUCAAGACACAAGCAUGAGUCGGGCUCAGAGAGAGACGACUCCCAACCUGACAAUAAGGAAUAUGAGCUGGUCGAUUCUGAGUCCCAAUGGAAGGAGGUAUUAAGACAAACAACGGCAGGCGGUAGCGUUCAAGUGGCAAGUGUUCGUCGGUCCCAAAUGGAGCCAGAGAUUGGUACGCAUCGAUCGUCUCAUAGACCGCGAAGACAUAAGAAACAUAGAUCACGGUCUCGUUCACCGAACGAAAAGAAGUGGCUACCGAAUGAACUGAAGCAACACCUCGAAUUCUCUCUAGUCGAUACUACAGGAAUGACUGAGGCACAGCUCAAAGAAAUACCGUACACCGUCGUACAAACAAGCCAUGCACGUCACACUAAACUACGAACGACGUCAAAGCAUAAACAGACUGAACACGGAUCACUUGCGAGACGAGAGAAGAGCUCUUCGUCUCACAAAAGUGACCAUGACAACCACAAUCAAGGAUCUCUCAGAUCGAGCUCAAGCACUCUCAGUACACACAGAACAAGCAAUGAGAAACAUGGGAGGCGUGUUUACCCAACAUUCGACGAACCCGUCGGACGAUCUGGGGAUGAUAUCUUAACGAAUAACGGGUAUAAAAGCACUGUCACGCCAGUUUCACACAACAACAACCCAUACAGUCCAGUUACCAAUAGCAAUAGCAAUAGUUCAAGCGGUGAAUUAAUAUCAGGAAGUGCAAGAGUGUCGCAUGAACACACUGAUUCUGGAUUAGGUGCUGAUCAGGACUAUGCUUAUUCUUCCGAGAGGUCGAGCGACAGCGCGAAGUGUGGCGCGGGCGGGUCUCAAGCGCCUGUGAGUAGGCAGUGGCGGGCGGGCGGCGGCGGGGGCGGGGUCGCGGGGGCCGUGGCGGGGCUGACGCGGCGGCCGCCGGCGGCACCUGGCCGGGCUCGGCUCACCGCGUCAGGCUCGCAGCGCUCGCUGCUCUCGGUCGCUAGCGAUAGCGCCACAGCCCGGCGCCCGCGCGACCUCGUGCCCCGCUGUUAUCCGAGUCCCGCGGAUGGUGGCUUUUCACUUUUCAGACAUGCUAGCAACAACAACAUAAUGGUGGGAGAGAGCGGAUCGCUGGCACGGCGGUAUAUGCGGCCAUCAAGAGAAUCGCGUGACUACAACGCAAACUUGGCGAGGACGCACACGCGACUCGCGCACCACGCGCAUCACGCGCACCAUGCGCACCAUGCGCACAUGCGACACGACAACACUCUCGACAUUAUCUUAAAACCUCUCAUAGAAAGCACGCAGUUACAGAGCAACUGAACACUACAAAACCUUCCAGUAGUUCUGACAGUAUGUUUCAAAAAGCCGGGGGGAAUGUAGGAAAAUCUCCAGCGGGGGCCGAGAUGAGCACCGAGCUAUGACCGGAGCAUACAAA